CGAUUAUCAAUUCCCAACAAGGGAAACAUAAUUAUGGGCCGUCUGGGCCAGCAUUCGGUUUCCCUGAACUUCCAAGCCCGCCCAUGACGUGGUACAAUCAAUGGAUAAGCUAAGCUCCACACUGAUCGAGAUCGUCUUUCAUCAGGUUUUGUGUUUUAUAUUUUUGAAAAUGUUUUCCUUCUUCGGUAAUCACUAAUCAGUUACAGAAUACAGAGGUACACUGAGUUAUAAGAUCAUUCUUAACCAAGGGGCAAGGGCACUGAAUUUGCUAAUAACCUUCCUUUUCUUUGCAAAGGCAAGCUAAGAACGUCUAUAAAGUGCGAUUUUCCCUGAACUCGCAGUGAUCUCUCCUCACCGAAUAUCACAACCCAGUUCAAAAACGAAACAUAAAAGAGUUGCUUUCUGUAACUUGAUCAACGCAGCGAGGAACUAUUUGCUCAGGCUAGGAAGCUACUUGGACAGUUUUUCCAAAUUUUCUUUCUCCCAUGGCGAUAUGCAGAGCCAGAGUUAGAGCGGGAGCUCUACUUAGUUUGUUUCGCCACUAUUCAGAGCGCGCCUGCUCUUCUUCACCAAUCUCCUCUAACUUUCAGAAUGUUGGAUUCAUAGGACUGGGCAACAUGGGAUUCCGGAUGGCAAAUAACUUGAUCCGAGCUGGGUUCAACCUAGCAGUUCACGAUAUUAACCAUGGUGUAAUGAAGAUGUUCUCUGACAUGGGUAUUCCGGCUAAGGACUCGCCUCUUGAUGUUGCUGAUUCGAGUGACGUUGUGAUUACUAUGUUGCCUUCCUCAUCUCAUGUAUUGGAUGUGUAUACGGGACCAAAUGGCUUGCUUCACGGUGGAAGCAUAGUGAGACCUCUAUUGUUCAUUGAUUCAUCUACUAUUGAUCCUCAAACAUCAAGAAAGCUUUCAGCUGCUGUGUCCCAGUGUGCUCUAAAGCUAGAGAAAGAUGAUUGGAAGAAACCUGUGAUGUUGGAUGCUCCAGUUUCUGGAGGUGUGAUUGCUGCAGAAGCUGGUACUCUUACUUUCAUGGUUGGUGGUUCCCAGGAAGCCUAUCUGUCUGCCAAACCCCUAUUUCACUCAAUGGGAAAAAACACAAUCUACUGUGGAGGAGCAGGAACUGGUUCUGCUGCAAAGAUAUGCAACAAUUUGGCCAUGGCUGUUAGUAUGCUUGGUGUAUCAGAAGCCCUAGCUCUUGGCCAGUCCCUUGGAAUUGAUGCAAGCACUCUGACCCAAGUUUUCAACUCUUCAAGUGCUCGAUGCUGGAGUAGUGAUAGCUACAAUCCAGUUCCAGGAGUGAUGGAAGGUGUACCUGCUUCGAGGAACUACGCUGGUGGAUUUGCCUCCAAACUAAUGUCUAAAGACCUGAACCUUGCUGCUGCAUCUGCCAAAGAUGUUGGCAUGGAAUGCCCUUUGACAUCCCAAGCUGGAGAGAUAUAUGAGAGCGUGUGCAAGGAUGGCCAUGAGAGCGAGGACUUCUCUUGUGUGUUCCGUCACCAUUACUCUGGAGAAGACGAGCUUUAGUGUCAAUGUGCGCCCUUUCAAGAGAUUUCACGGCUGCCCAGCUGCACGGAAUGCCGGUUUUCUAUCUGUGCUGAUGGCUAUACACAGACGAUCAGCUGAGUGCUCCUGCCGUUGGAGAUGACAGACUAUAAUUCUGCUGACCCAUGCUUUGUAGAAAGAAAGUGUCCAAGUGGACUUUUACAAAUUAGAAGUGGAUUAGGUAGUUGUCAAAUGCAGCCAUGUUUUGUUUUGGACGAUAAUGAACGAGCGAGAGGCAAUGGUUAUGUAUCUCAAUCAAAUGUGACCCCAAAAGUUUUAUAUUUGUUAGUCGGAAUCUCAGACGCCAAAGGCCAAAAACCGCCUCUCAUCUCCCCCACAUCCGUCCCAAAAAAGCACAAGGAAGAUUUUCUUGGAAUAUAUUCGCUUUCCUUCU
This is a messenger RNA of Linum trigynum, 1932 nucleotides long. The record is from the annotation of a GenBank genome assembly. Lineage: Eukaryota; Viridiplantae; Streptophyta; Magnoliopsida; Malpighiales; Linaceae.